AUGUUUUAUUGUAAAAAAAUCCCCAAAUUCGAAUCACUUCCAGAUCACUUGGCGUUACCUUUGUUAUUAAUGCGCAAACAAAUAACCAAUCCAAUGCUCACAAUCACUAAAAUCGACGAUGAUAAGAGUCCAGACAAAUGCGAUAGAAAGAUAUUUUGCCCGGAUUGUGGAAGAGCCUACAAGUUAAAAAGUUCCUUGAGAAACCACCAAAAGUGGGAGUGUGGAAAAGAACCUCAAUUUCGGUGCACAUACUGUGGAUACAAAGCUAAACAAAAAAUGCAUAUUACAAGACAUAUUUUAAGGAUGCACAAAGUUAUUGAUUACUCGCUGGUCAAAAACGAGAUGGUUGAUGUUGAUAACUAA
Molecule: messenger RNA, 363 nt
Organism: Brassicogethes aeneus
Lineage: Eukaryota; Metazoa; Arthropoda; Insecta; Coleoptera; Nitidulidae
Source: the annotation of a GenBank genome assembly